AUGUCCACCUUUACCAGCCACCAGCUGCAGGACGGCGUCGUGCUGCCCCACGUCCUCAACCGCGCCCCGCCCGGCACAAAGAUGCAUGUCAUCUGCCUCGGCUACCUCGCCGCCGAUGCCGGCUGGUUCUUCCGCGGCGGCAACACCUCGACCAUGUCGGACCCCACGGGUCCCGCAAAGCCAGAGCGCCGCGACCUGGUCAUGUACUCGGUCCUCAUCGACCACCCCACCGAGGGCCUCAUCCUCUGGGAGACGGGCUCCGGCAAAGACUACCCGCAGGUCUGGGGGGCACCCCUCAACGACAUCUUUGCCCGCACCCGCUACGAGCCGGAGCACGAGCUCGACGCCGCCAUCGCAAAGGCGGGCUACAGCAUCAAGGACGUCAAGCAGGUCGUCAUCGGUCACCUCCACCUCGACCACUCGGGCGGCCUCAACGCCUUCCGCAACACGGGCAUCCCCAUCUGGGUCCACGAGCGCGAGCUCAAGAGCGCCUUUUUCUCCGUCGCCACGGGCGCAGACAAGGGCGUCUACCUCGCCCGCUACCUCUCCGUCGACGAGCUCAACUGGAAGACGUUCGACGACCGCACCAUCGACUUUGCUCAGGGAAUCACCCUACACCACCUCCCCGGACACACCGACGGUCUCGUCGGCAUGCAGGUCAACCUCGAAAAGAGCGGCACCUUUAUCUUUACCAGCGACCACGCACACGUCCUCGAAAACUACAAGCCCGGUGUGCCCCAGGGCUGGCUCGCCCGAGACCACCCGGCCUGGUUCAACUCCAACCAGCGCCUCCAGCGCCUCGAAAAGACGACGGGCGGCACCAUCGUCCCCGGACACGACCUCAGCAUCGCACAACCCCUCUUUGGCAAGGUCUUCGAGUAG
This is a messenger RNA of Pseudozyma flocculosa PF-1, 882 nucleotides long. RefSeq lists its product as uncharacterized. Lineage: Eukaryota; Fungi; Basidiomycota; Ustilaginomycetes; Ustilaginales; Ustilaginaceae. The transcript has 2 exons. The record is from RefSeq and is a predicted model, not a curated record. Bases 1 to 882 code for a protein of 293 amino acids.